Molecule: messenger RNA, 1004 nt
Organism: Hyposmocoma kahamanoa
Lineage: Eukaryota; Metazoa; Arthropoda; Insecta; Lepidoptera; Cosmopterigidae
Exons: 3
Coding region: 84-458 (124 amino acids)
Source: RefSeq, a predicted model, not a curated record
AGCUUGUUGGCGUGGGACUUCUGCAAUUUCAACUUAUUGGUUUGUACUUUGUUUGUUUUGUUUCUUUUUGUGUUUUCAGAGAUAUGUCUCGUGUUCACAGGUGCCUCGUCGACAGCUGUUCAUCCACAUCGGAGACAGCAAACCUGUACCGGUGGCCUCGCAGCGUAGAUCUGGAACGAGUAUGGAUAAACCUCCUAAGGUCUCACAGUUCAAGAUUAACAUCGUCACUUACGCACCGGAACCGCAUUCAUAGGCAUGCCUAUGUUUGCAAACUUCACUUUGAGGCUGUUCGGACAGUGGGAGAUCAUGCUUAUGCUGUACCACUGCAGAUAAAUGCAGAGUUGGUGACCCGGAAAACAAAAAGGACCACAGAACACAGACCACACACACAAUAUUCAACAUAUCGACUGACAAAAAUAAAAGUGACGUUACUUAGUUUAACAUGUUCGAUGGUUUAACACGAAAAUGUGACAUGAUAAUGUGCUUUCUCGCUGUUUUCAAGAAUUUAGUGACACUUUAUCCAUGUACUUUUCCGCAUUUAAUAUGUAAUAAUUUUGUUGGUGUAUCGAAUUUUGCAUAAACGAUUUUUAUAAUUACUACUGUGAGUUCGAUAACUUAAAAAAAAACUGAUCGUUAUGUUUACUUCACUACAAAUCUUUUGAUAUAUAAUUAUAUAUUUUCUUGUUGUUUCUAAUGUUGGAAGAUGCGAAGAGAAUGAUAAAUCUGAAAAAGAUGCCACUAGAAUUUAAGUUGCAAAUUAAAGUAAAAAUUAAUUAGACUUCAUGUUUAGUCGGUAGAUGUAUUACUAUAAACGAAUGAUGUUGGCUUUUGACUUAAAUGCUCUAAUCCGCCUAGCGACCUUUUGUUUAAUAAUUGUGUUUUGUUAUUCACUAAUUGUUAGAUUCAAAAGAUGUGUUGCUGGGAGUUUCUUUCGCCGUUUCUUCUCCCAUGCAUUAACACCUUUACGAAACGGUAGUAGCUUUCGUUAUUAAUAAACAGAUAUA